ACGAUAGGAGUUAAAAGCAUGUCAGAUUAGAAGUUAUUAGCUUUUUUAUUUACCAUGUUCUCUCUUGGAAAGCUAUUAUCCAUGUUUUCCAUAAAGCAAUGGAGAACUGUUCUUUGUUUUAAAUUCUGGAAUUAGUUUUGCAACCAAAGAAAAAGAAAAAGAAAAAAAAAAGAAAGGAAAAAAAAAAAAAAAAAAGAAGAAAGAAAGAAAGAAAGAGAAACAGAAAACAUGGCUAAACAGGCCAUCUUUUUUGAAGAUGCUACCUUGUGUAGUUGUAUGCUUUUUUGUUUCCUACCUAAAACAUGCCGCUUAAGCUGUUUGUUUCUGUCUCUUUUGUGUGUCUGACAUGAAAAUGAAAACAUCCAAAGUCUAUCUUUUCUUCUUCUUUUGUUUCCUUGGCUCGUUAUAUGCCUUAGACACUCUUAUACAUGGAAAGACUCUACAUAGCAAUGAAACAUUGGUUUCUGCCGGUGGGGUGUUCGAGCUUGGCUUCUUUACUCCAAGUAAAUCAAGGUUUGGGUACCUGGGAAUAUGGUUCAAGAAUGACAGAAACAGAAAACCAGUUUGGGUUUCAAACCGAGAAAUUCGCCAGGCGGUUUCCACCGGAGUUCUCUACAUAAGGUAUGAUGGAAACUUGGUCUUGAGUGAUAGAAUGUCAAUUCCAAAUAUUGUCAACAAUGGAGCAGGACCAACCAGUAAUAAAACAAGCGCAAAACUUCUUGAUUCGGGAAAUCUGAUUCUAAUGGAAGCAGGGAAGACCAUAUGGCAGAGUUUUGAUUAUCCAACUGAUACACUUCUACCAGGAAUGAGCUUGGGAUGGUUUAACAAAGGUAAUGCAGAUAGAGAAAGAAAGCAGUAUCUUUCAUCAUGGUUAAGCCCCUCCGAUCCAAACAUAGGUCUCUAUUUUCUAGGCCUUGAUACGGUAGACCUAACAAAAUCCAAUGUCUGGCGCCAAGAUCAUGCUUACCAGCAGAUUGGAUUUUGGGAUGGAAGUUAUUUCAGAUUCUUUUUCCAAAGCUUAUUGGAUAAUCAAUACAAUUUUAGCUAUAUAUCAAACAGCAGCCAAAAUUCUCUUACUUUCCACAACAAAGAAAGUAACAUACUUAGAUGGUUUGUUUUAGCUUCAGAUGGGACAAUUAUGGAGUUCAUGAUGGAGGGUCUAAAGGUUUCUAGUGUGAGCUACUCUAUAUGUGAUUCCACAUUGCCACACAGUUCUACAGGAUGCUUGGUAUCAACGCCAAUGAUGUGCAAAGAUGGAAAUAAUUUCUCAGACAUUAUCAAAGGAUCAAUCCCAAGAUCAAUGCUUGUUAGUUGGCCAGCCAGUACAGGUACCAGCGACUGUGAGCAAACAUGCAGGAGUAACUGUUCAUGUGUUGCAUAUAUUUCUUCGAUGGAUAAUGGGACUCGGUGUGAACUUUUCUAUGGAGAUAAAGAUGAUCUUCUGAACAACAUACGAAAAGGAAACAAUAGCAUCUAUGUGCGUGAAAAUGAUUCUAAAUCUGAUCAUGAGAAAAAGAGGAAGAUACUAUUGAUUGUCAUAGCUCUACUGAUUCCCUUGAUCUUGAUGAUUUGUAUCAAGCUUUUGUUUUACUUAUGGAGAAAGUCCAAUUGUUCAGGAAUACAUGGGAAUCAAGUAGGCACAGGAGAAGUGCACACAUCCCAAUUAAGUCCAAAUAAUGAUCCUAGCACAGAAGAUGUUAUUGAGCUUGGGAGGAAGAAUGAUCAUGAGCUUCCCCUGCUUAGUUUUAUUAGUGUAGUAGCAGCCACUGAUAAUUUCUCAGCUUGUAAUAAGAUUGGAGAGGGUGGUUUUGGACCUGUUUAUAAGGGGAAGCUAAAACGUAAUGACAUUGCAGUGAAAAGGCUUUCAAAAUAUUCUGGACAAGGAUUAGCAGAGUUCAAGAAUGAGGUACAGUUAAUUUGCAAGGUACAGCACAGAAAUCUUGUCAAGCUUUUGGGUUGUUGCAUUGAGCAAGAGGAAAAGAUCUUAAUCUAUGAGUACAUGCCAAACAGAAGCUUGGAUUCUUUCAUUUUUGAUCCAGUAAAGCAGCUGCUGCUGGACUGGACGAAACGCAAAUACAUCAUUGAAGGCAUUGCUCAAGGACUUCUAUAUCUUCACAAGUACUCUAGAUUAAGAAUUAUUCACCGUGAUCUCAAAACCAGCAAUAUCCUAUUGGAUGACUACAUGAACCCCAAAAUAUCAGAUUUUGGCAUGGCAAGAAUUCUGUUCAAGGAUGAAAGCAAAAUCAAAACGAAGAGGGUGGCUGGAACAUAUGGCUACAUGUCUCCGGAGUAUGCAGCUCAUGGCAUUUUCUCAACAAAAUCUGAUGUAUUUAGCUUUGGAGUGAUUUUGUUGGAGAUUGUGAGUGGCAGGAAGAUUGCAACUUUUCAUGAACCAAACUGCUCAAUGAACUUACUAGGAUAUGCUUGGGAGUUAUGGAAAGAUGGGAGAUGCACCGAGUUAAUGGAUCCAACAUUAGGCGGUUCAUGUCCUGUGAAUGACGUACUGAUGUUCAUCCAGGUGGGUCUGUUGUGUGUUCAAGAAAAUGCAGAGGACAGGCCAAACAUGUGGGAUGUUUUAUUAAUGUUGAGCAGUGAAAGGGCUAGUUUACCUGAGCCUAAACAGCCUGCAUACUCUACUCUUCUAAAUGCAGCCGCAGAUGGUAGUUCAAUUUCAACAAGGCAAAACCCUUCUCCAAAUCUUGUAUCAAUUUCACUAGCCGAAGCAAGAUAACAUCUUUCGAGUUCGAACUUUUUUAACCGUUCUGGUAUUCACUUCCUGGAUUGCAAAAGUUCUUAGAUUCAGUUACUUUAGGCGAACAAUUACAAGUUUAGGACACAUAACAUUUAUUUAUUUUGCAGGACUCAAAUACUUUAAAAGUGAUAGACAGCAUUAAAUUGCUUAAGUGAUUUGUUGUUGAACUGAAAUCUUUUUUCCUUGAAGCAUGGCAUU
Messenger RNA from Ziziphus jujuba (common jujube), 2950 nucleotides. RefSeq names its product receptor-like serine/threonine-protein kinase SD1-8. Gene Ontology annotation, molecular function: ATP binding; protein serine/threonine kinase activity. The record is from RefSeq and is a predicted model, not a curated record. The transcript has 7 exons. NCBI's taxonomy places the organism in Eukaryota, Viridiplantae, Streptophyta, Magnoliopsida, Rosales, Rhamnaceae. Gene Ontology annotation, biological process: protein phosphorylation. The coding region runs from base 347 to 2731 and encodes 794 amino acids.